Messenger RNA from Labrus mixtus (cuckoo wrasse), 2677 nucleotides. It is a transcript of the gene noa1, whose product is annotated as nitric oxide associated 1. Gene Ontology annotation, molecular function: GTP binding. The transcript has 9 exons. The coding region runs from base 15 to 2177 and encodes 720 amino acids. The record is from RefSeq and is a predicted model, not a curated record. NCBI's taxonomy places the organism in Eukaryota, Metazoa, Chordata, Actinopteri, Labriformes, Labridae.
UCUAUGAGUGAAACAUGUUGCAGAUGUUUCAGAUGAGUGUCCGUCGGGCGGUGCUGAGGGGGGGCGGCCUGCUGCUCCACCAACCCCCCGCUGCGGCCUCUGUGCCGGACCCGGUGGUUCGUCGGUGUGUCAGCCGGCAGGUGAGCAGCAGAGCCGGGAGGACGGUCCGGAGCUGCACCGUUGACCCGAACCUGGAGGAGCAGUUCGUAUUCGUGGACUGUACAGAUCCAGAGGAGGACUUAGAUCAGGCUGAGAUCUCCCUCCCCUCCUCAUCCGUCUCCACUCCUCCUGCUGCUCCUCUUCAGGUUCCUCCUCAGAAACACCUGAGGUCUCUGGAGCGUCAGCUGCAGGUGUUGAGGGUCGUGUCCCAGCAGGAGGCAAAGCCCGACUCUUUGAUAGAGUUCUAUGAUGUGGAUUUCCCUUUGGACGAAAGCAUUAUUGCGGCAAAGAAGAAGAAAAAGAAGAGGGCGGGGCCGGGUGAGCACAAAGUGUUCGGGACGCCGGACAUAGACGAGCCGUUCAGUGACACGUGCUGCUCGGGUUGCGGCGCCAUCCUGCACUGCUCUGCCUCCGCCGUGCCCGGGUAUCUGCCAAGUGAGAAGUACAAGGUGCUGCAGCAGGAGCAACGUCUGGACGGGGCUACCUGUCAGCGCUGCUAUCUGCUGACUCAUCACCACAAAGCGCUGAACCUGCACCUGUCCCAUGAGCAGUACAGACAGGUGGUGCAGAGGCUCCGCCCCCUGAAAGCUCUGAUCCUGCUCAUUGUAGAUCUGAUGGACGUCCCCGACUCCAUCAUCCCCAACCUGGCCGAGCUCGUGGGGACCAACAAACACAUCGUCGUCCUCGGCAACAAGAUCGACCUGCUGCCCAGAGACUCGCCCAACUACAUGCAGCGACUCAAACGACAGCUUUCUCGCUACUGUGAGGACGCUGGCUUCGGCCGCCAGGUGACAGACGUCCACCUGAUCAGUGCUAAGACGGGAUACGGCGUGGAGGCUCUUAUCUCCAGCUUGCAGCGCUCCUGGAAGCACAAAGGGGACGUGUACCUGGUGGGCGAGGCCAAUGCUGGCAAGUCUACGCUCUUCAACACGCUGCUCGAGUCCGAUUACUGCAAGUCCAAAGCCUCAGACCUGAUCCAUAAGGCCACCAUCUCCCCAUGGCCCGGGACCACUCUGAACCUGCUGAAGUUUCCCAUCAUCAACCCGACUCCAUACAGGAUGUUCAAACGCCAGGAGCGACUUAACGAAGCGUCGCAGCAGACAGAGAGUGAUUUGACGCAGGACGAGCUGAAGAGGCUCAAACACUUCAGCCGGCAGGGCUACCUUGUGGGUCGAGUUGGCAGAACGUUCCGGUCAGACGUCGGCUCCAGACAGAACGAGAUAGAGUUUGAUCCUGACAGUUUGGCUUUGGGAGAAAACGAAGACGGAGAGACGAAGACGACGGCCUGCAGCAGGUCACCCGAUGAGUUCACCUUCAACGAGCUGAAAGACGCUCACUGGCUGUUCGACACGCCGGGGAUCAUCAAGGAGAGAGACAUCCUGUCGCUGUUGAAAGAACAGGAAGUGCUGUCAGUGGUUCCCUCUCAGGCGCUGGUUCCCAGAACGUUUGUGUUGAAGCCCGGAAUGAGUCUGUUAGUUGGAGCACUGGGUCGGAUCGACUUCUUACAGGGGGGGCGGUCCUGCUGGUUCUCAGUUAUGGUCUCUGCUCGUGUCCCGGUCCACAUCACCAGCCUGGAGAAAGUCGACCAAAUUUAUGAGAAACACGCUGGGGGAGAGCUGCUGGGGGUUCCUCUGGGAGGGUCUGAGCGAAUGAAGACGUUUCCUGCGUUGGUUCCUCAGGAGGUCAUGAUGGAGGGGCGGGGCUACCUGGAGGCGACCGCUGACAUCACACUGUCCUCUGCAGGUUGGGUAGCGGUGACUGCAGCGGAAGGUGAGCAGCUGUUGUUGAAGGUUCACGGUCCGGAGGCAGCGGGUUUCGGUGUGAGGACACCGCCGCUGCUCCCUCAUGUGAUCACUCUGAAAGGAGAACGGAUCAAAAAGUCUGCCGCCUACAAAGUCAUCAAACUGUCCGGACUGAUCGACUCGGGACUGUCGACUCGCGGAUCUCAGAUUCUGCAGGUGGAGAACAAGAAGAAGCAGAAGCAGAAGCAGCAGCAGCAGAAGAAGAAGAAGGAGUGAAGUACAGAGGGGCAGGUGGGAGGAGCUUAUUUCCAUGGUGAUGUUGGUUUGUCCGGCUGCAGAGGAAUAUCGAACAAGACGACAGCAGAGUCGACUCAGAGACAAUUAAAGGACAGUUCAGGUGUUUUUUAAACCUGGUUCAUAUUUUUAUCCUUUAAGGUCUAAAUGUCCAACAGGUUAAAAAAAAUGUCUCCAGUAGAUUUGUAGCAGUGACACAGGCUUUGAUUUCUGCAUUGAUUUCCACUAAAAGUUGUUGUUUUUGUUGGAAAGGCUCAGAUUGAUAUUCUAAGUUUCUGAACAUUACAGAAAGGAUCUCUACAAUGAAAUACUUUUUAGACCUUGAGGGGGAUGAUUUUUUUAACCAAAAGCUUUAAAUCAACAGCAGUGACAUCACUCUCUACAAAUAGAGACUACACCAGACUACAUUGAGAAAACCAGUGACUUUACCUCACAGGCCAUAGGAGAUGCUGGUUUGUUUGUGUUGUUACAUUUUGUACCCA